AUGAUCCCAUUAUUCUGUGUCACUUUCUAUUGUUACCCUUACGGCCCCGGGGCCCUGACGCCAUCUGGUUUCGACCUGACAUAUAUCAAAACCAGAAACACCGGCACCGGCAAGGUGGAUGUUAACCUAGCCUCACGCAGAUCCAACUAUGAAACCUCCACACUGGAAGUCGGCACAACCUUCUCACCUGAAGACAACGGGGUUCGGCAGCUCAUCGACGCCGACAGAGACGAUCACGAAGAUCUGAUGUACAUCAAGACUCGAAAUACGGGUACCGGCGGUGUUGAGGUGCACGUUGCCUCAGCAGCAUCGGUUGACCCAGUGUUCUUGUUCUUCUGCAGCUCUGUGUUGCUACCACACUCAGCAGAUUUCAACAGAUGA
This is a messenger RNA of Aspergillus clavatus NRRL 1, 381 nucleotides long. RefSeq lists its product as uncharacterized. Bases 1 to 381 code for a protein of 126 amino acids. The transcript has 2 exons. The record is from RefSeq and is a predicted model, not a curated record. Lineage: Eukaryota; Fungi; Ascomycota; Eurotiomycetes; Eurotiales; Aspergillaceae.